AUGUUCAGGCCAGAUCUCAGCCCAAUGGCCUCGCAGAAAAAUGAGCCACAGCUGACCAAGUUCCAUUGGGCAGAUGGAACUUUGCAGACCUUGGGCCGCGUGGAUCGGAACACCAUCGAGUGGCAGACAAAUCAUUCGAAUCCUGAGUGGCUACAAGUGCUCUAUUUGCAGGUCAUCUGGGAACGAAAAACACUGGCAGUGCGUCGAGCACAAUGUCCAUUUUUGCUGCAAUUGUGCAGUGCCGCCUCUGAAGUUUCCGUCAGAUAUGUUGUGGAUGUUUUUCCACCUCUCGCCCGAAGUGCUACUGGCGCACAGAACCCCGAUUUCUAUGCGAUGUGCCCACGCUUGGCCUUGGGAGAGCACGGUUUGGGUUUCAGGAAGACUUGUCCGAGAGAUGGUCGACCCAAUUGCAGCCUGCUGGAUGCCCUGGAAGACCAGUACAGUGGCAAGGUGACCCACUUCGUCUCCUGGUGCUGGGGCUACACACUCCAAGACUUUGUGAGCGCAGUCAGUGCCUGGCUACGGAGGUCUCAACUGACUCCUGACGAUGUCUUCCUUUGGGUUUGCUUCUUUUGCAACAACCAGUAUAGGAUCAUGGACGAGGGCACCAAGACUGGAAGUGAUGAGUUGAAAGCUGUCUUCGAAACGCAUUUGGCUGAAGCUGGACAAAUGUUUUUUGAUGGCAAGCAGGCUUCAAUUGCAAUGCGGGGAGCGCGGAUACUUUCUCAUUUUUUGUUCAGCGAAACUUUCGCAAACUCUUAG
This is a messenger RNA of Cladocopium goreaui, 762 nucleotides long. Lineage: Eukaryota; Dinophyceae; Suessiales; Symbiodiniaceae. The record is from the annotation of a GenBank genome assembly.